This is a messenger RNA of Aspergillus terreus NIH2624, 1977 nucleotides long. Its product is annotated as HET domain-containing protein. The transcript is spliced from 2 exons. Lineage: Eukaryota; Fungi; Ascomycota; Eurotiomycetes; Eurotiales; Aspergillaceae. The record is from RefSeq and is a predicted model, not a curated record. Bases 1 to 1977 code for a protein of 658 amino acids.
AUGAUUGUGGUUGGCCUUAGUGCUGCACAAUUAUCUGAAGCAAGAAAAUCAGAAGAUAAUUGCGAUAUUGUUCUUUAUCUGGGCCUGCCUCAGCACUCGCAACCAGAUGGAUCAACCGUUUUUUUCGGAGAUAUCUAUGCCCAUUAUUCUGAAGAGGGUGGAUUGGCAAACAUUUGGGUUGGCGAUCUUCACAUAGAUGAGGUUAAAAGUGGUUCCACUGCAUCUCUUGCUGGAGAAAUGAUAUCGUGGGACUCUUUGAUGGGCAAGAUAAAUGACUGCUACGAAACACAUAGCGAGUGUCAGCCGAAAGCCCAGUGCAAACUUCCCAAAGGAUUUCGGGUCAUCGACGUGAAUAGACGAUGUCUUGUUGAAAAAAGCAGUUGCCGCUUUGUUGCCUUAAGUUACGUAUGGGGCUCGAACCCUCAGUCAUCCCUGCUUGCAGCCUCCCGCGCCACAGUUGAUGGGAUGAAGAAAGAUGGUGGCCUCCCUGCUUUAAGCAUGCCUCAAACAAUAGAGGACGCCAUUGAAGUUUGUUUGAAAAUGGGUGAGAGGUAUCUGUGGGCUGACAGACUCUGCAUUAUACAAGAUGACCCAGGUGACAAGAAACAUCAAAUAGAGGCUAUGGGCGACAUUUAUUCCUCCGCGCAGAUUGUGCUCGUGGCUUCUUCUGGCGAUAGCAUGGAAUUUGGGAUUCCAGGUGUUGGCAGCCCAAGACAGGCAGUUCAACGUAGCCAAGACGUCCUUGAUUUGCGAAUUACGAAUGUGAUUCGCGAUGUUGAAGAUGAUCCGCUGAACAUGUGGGCCACUCGCGGAUGGACAUACCAAGAGGCUGUUCUUUCAAAUAGGCGGCUCUACUUUACAAACACACGAGCCUUUUUUGAGUGUGAACGAUUGAUCUGCCAUGAGGAUCAAUUCAACGUCGAAGAGAUUCGGGAUGAGCUUAUCUCGACCAGGCUAAUUAUUUCCGAAGAUGCGACCCGUUUCCAAUCUUUUACGCGUCACAUCAGGCACUACACUUCCAGAAACCUCACAUAUCGGUCCGACGCUCACAAAGCGCUAUAUGGUAUCACCAUGUCGUUAUACAAAGGACCUCGUGCCUUUCUAAGCGGGCUACCGGUAGUAGACUUUGAUCGCGCGUUGUUAUGGUACCCGGAUUAUGGUACAAGCAUUAUAGAGCGUCACGAAACUCAGGGAGAAACCCUACCAACGUGGUCAUGGUCAUCAGUCAUGGGCCUAUCCGAUCCAGUUCACUACCAAGCAACGGAGUUCUAUGGAACUCUAGCCCCUUGGUAUCACAUAGAUGGCGAUGUCCAAUCUUCUGGUUCUAUAGCAGCCUUGAAUGGUCAGCCUGACUCGAAACCAGAUGAGGAUUGGCAAGUUUAUAUGGCUAUUGCCAUUAAGGAAGGGUGCGUGGGAAGCAUUUCCCUUGCUUUCUCCUUGGAAACGGACAACUUUUUGGCCGUGCGUGAGCUGUUCAAUACCCGCUGGAAAGAUUACCACGCAUUUCGCAGGGAAGCCAUACCCUUGACCAUCAAGACGUCUGAAAUACCACGUGGUGUUCUCACGGGUGCACCGAAGCAAGGAGUCAUAGCAACAAAGUCCCACACUGCACUCCUCAGAGUAACUCCAAGACCUUCCUACUCCUUCGACAUCAUCAACUCAGAAGGGGAAAUAAUCGGUGGACUCUGCGGCGACGCAGCAAAACUGAGAGAACAAGUCAUCUCUCCGGGAUACAACUCGAGCGCUAAGUUCGAGUUCGUCGCUCUCUCUCUGUCUGGGAGAAUGUCUUCCUCAGAGGAGGAUAGUCGGAAGACUUAUAUGGAUGUUGAUGGGAACUGGUUGAAUAAGAUACCUAUCGUGUACGUGUUGAUGAUUGCCAAUAAUGGGGCUUUUGCACAUCGUCGGGAGCUGGGCUGGAUAUAUUUGGUUGACUGGGCAAGGCUGCGGCGCGAGUGGAAGGUCAUGGUGCUUGAGUGA